AUGCAGUGCAUCGCAGCAGUAGUCAUGGUGGCUUUGGCCGUCGUCGCCGAGUGCGGCGUACUUCCGGUUCCGGUGGUGUACUCCGCCCCCGAUACGACCGUUGUCCAGCAGAGCGUGGUGCCGAAAUAUGUCACAUCGAACGUCGCCUAUAAUGCCGCCCCAGCAGUCACCACCUACUCCGUUCCAGCGGUCGUCCAGCAGAAGUACAUCUCUGCGCCUGCCGUAGCCUACGCCACACCGUCCGUGUCCACCUACUCGAUACCGGAAACGACCGUCGUGCAGCAGAACGUCGCCCCCAAAUACGUUUCAGCUCCGAUCGAGUACUCGGCCCCAGUUGUCACUGCAUACACGGUUCCAGAGAAGACCGUUGUCCAGCAGAACGUCGCCCCGAAGUACGUCAGCUAUGCUGCUGCUCCUGCUGUGGCCACUAGCUAUGCUGCUCCUGCCGUAUCCUACGCCGCACCGGCUGUCUCCUACUCGUCUCGCACCGUCUCGUAUGCCGCUCCGGUUCCGGUCACUUACUCUGCCGCUGCUCCAGUGGCUCAAUACGAGACCGUAGCGACACCAGUUGCCUACUCCGCUCCGACUGUGUACUCGUCGGACUCGGAAGUGGUUGAUGCCGCACCGGCUGUUGCUGCCGUUGCUCCCGUGGAAUCAGUGGCCGUUGCUCAGCCAGCUGUUGCCGUUGUUGGAAAGCCGGAAGCUCGUUAUGUUGCUGCCACACCUGGUGCCGUCCAUGAUGCACCACUGGCCGGACAUACCGUCAACCAGCAGUCGUUCAAUGUGCAACCUGCACCUGGAACUCAGUAA
Molecule: messenger RNA, 810 nt
Organism: Anopheles nili
Lineage: Eukaryota; Metazoa; Arthropoda; Insecta; Diptera; Culicidae
Product: cuticle protein 16.5-like
Exons: 1
Coding region: 1-810 (269 amino acids)
Source: RefSeq, a predicted model, not a curated record